Messenger RNA from Cylas formicarius (sweet potato weevil), 1208 nucleotides. RefSeq names its product polygalacturonase-like. Bases 16 to 1158 code for a protein of 380 amino acids. Gene Ontology annotation, molecular function: polygalacturonase activity. NCBI's taxonomy places the organism in Eukaryota, Metazoa, Arthropoda, Insecta, Coleoptera, Brentidae. Gene Ontology annotation, biological process: pectin catabolic process. The transcript has 4 exons. Gene Ontology annotation, cellular component: extracellular region. The record is from RefSeq and is a predicted model, not a curated record.
CCGCCAGCUAUAAAUAUGAACCGCAAUUCCAUCAUAGCCAAAGUCUUCGAGAUGAAUCCGAUCGUUGCAUUAGUAACCUUCUCCGCCUUGGCGAGCGCCAUCUUGGCUCUGCCUACCAAUUCUUCCGUCGACGCGACCUGUACUGUGACGUCAUACGACGAUGUAGCCAGCGCAGUGUCCAGCUGCACCACUCUCACCAUCAGCGGUAUCACCGUUCCGGCCGGCGAGACCCUCAACCUUAAUCUGAAGAGCGGCACCAGUCUGACCCUCUCGGGAACCAUUAAGUUCGGGUAUUCGGAAUGGAAAGGACCUUUGGUAACUAUUAAGGGUAGCAAGGUCACCGUCACCGGCGCCUCUGGUUUCAAAUUCGACGGGGACGGUGCCAAAUACUGGGACGGUCAAGGAGAUAAGGGCAAAGUUAAACCCAAAUUCGUCAGGGUUCAGACCACCGGAGGUUCGGUACUCAAAGGCAUCAACCUGUUGAACUGUCCGCAUCAGUGUGUGUCGAUCAACAGCGCAGACAGCACGACUCUGCAAAACUGGAACCUCGACGUGUCCGCAGGAGACAAAGACGAUUUGGGCCACAACACCGAUGGUUUCGACAUCUCCUCCUCCACCAACAUCAACAUUCAGACGGCCACCGUGAAGAACCAGGACGACUGCGUCGCCAUCAACCAGGGCUCCAACAUCUACAUCUCUGGCUUGACCUGCUCUGGCGGUCACGGUCUGAGCUUGUCCGUCGGUCAGAACUCCGGAUCUGACAACACCGUCAACAACGUCACCUUCAUCGACUCUUCGGUUUCGAACUCCCGCAACGGUAUCCACGUCAAAACCCACACGGAUGGUGGUACCGGCUACAUCAAGAAUGUCGUCUACAAGAACAUCCAGAUGUCCGGAAUCACCCGUUACAUUAUCAACGUCCAGGAAGAUUACGCAGGCGGCAGUUCAACUGGUAACCCGAAGGCCAACAUCCCCAUCACCGGUCUGGACAUUUCCGGAAUAACCGCCACCACCAGCGGAUCCGACUGCAUUCCCGUAUACAUCUUGUGCGCCAGUGGAGGCUGCAGCAGCUGGACAUGGGGCUCCAUCUCAUACAGCGGCUCCGCCAAGGCCAACAGCUGCACGAACUACACCCCCUCCGGAUUCAGCUGCAAAUAAACUUAUAACGGAACCUUGCUAUCGUAAUAAAUAUUUAUGAAAAACGUUGG